AUGAAAAAUAAUGUAUUGAAAUCGUUAUUUACGAAUAUUUUUUCAAACAGAAAAUUAAUAAACGAAAAUUUAAAUAAAAAAAUUGUCGUACUUACCGGAUGUGAUACUGGAUUAGGAUAUUCUCUAUCGAUAAAAUGUAAAGAAUUAGGUUUAAAUGUUGUUUCUUGUUGUUUAAAUAAUGAAAGCGAAGGUGCAAAACGUUUGGCUAACGACGACUGCCAUGUUAUACGUCUCGAUCUCAUCGAUACGAAUACGAUUAACGAAUUGAAAAAUAAAAUUUUACAUUUAUUAAAUGAUAAUAACGAUAAUGAAUUACAUGCAGUCGUUAAUAAUGCCGGCGUUAUGAUUUUUGGAGAAUAUGAAUGGCUAACGGAAAAGCAAAUAAUUCAACAGGUUGAAGUUAAUUUGCUCGGUACCUUUCGGAUAGCAAAAAUUUUUUUACCGUUAUUAAGAAAAAAUAAAGGACGAUUAAUAAACGUAACGAGUCAUUGUGCCAUAACAAAUUUACCAAAUUUAUCAGUUUACGGUGCAACAAAAGCCGGAAUACAAAGUUGGUCACACGGUUUACGAAUCGAACAAAAAAAAUAUGGAGUACACAUAAUUAAUUUCAUUCCAGGUUCUUUUCCACUUCAAAGUAACAUAAUGUCACGUCAAAAAUUAUAUUUUAAAGAAAUGCAAGAAUCAUUUUCUCAUUGUGAUAAAAAAUUUCAUCAAUCUUAUUUUAAUUCAUUCACUUCUUAUUUGAAUAAUGUAUUCGUUGAAAAAAAACCGUUAAAACCGUUAGAAGAUGAUGUUCUCUACGGUAAAUUUUUUCAUGCUUUAUUAAAUAAAAAUCCAAAAUUUAUAUACAAACAUGAACCCUGGAGAUAUUUUUUUUAUUAUAAUUCUUUUCGUUUAACUCCCCUGCCAAUAAGAGAUUAUUUAAUUGAAAAAUUUUUAAAAUUCCCUAAAUUCAAAUCAAAUUAA
Messenger RNA from Pediculus humanus corporis (human body louse), 966 nucleotides. Its product is annotated as alcohol dehydrogenase, putative. Gene Ontology annotation, molecular function: oxidoreductase activity. The transcript has 5 exons. The coding region runs from base 1 to 966 and encodes 321 amino acids. The record is from RefSeq and is a predicted model, not a curated record. Lineage: Eukaryota; Metazoa; Arthropoda; Insecta; Psocodea; Pediculidae.